AUGCUGUCCUUCAAAAGGGCCAUUCUCUUUGCCGCCUUCUUCCUCACAGCUUUCAUAUUGCUCCGGCAAUCGCACGGCUCGACCGCAAGCGACGAACAAAUAGCAGCACCGUCGAAAAAGGACUCGCCCUCGACCUCCGAUCAUGCCGCCGCUGCAUUGAAGCAAGAUGAUAGGCAUGUUCCUGCCCAGAAGGCUCUCCAGGACAUGUCCAAGAUGUCAUUGUACGAUAAGCUGGCAUACCAGUACCCCUACGAUGUCGAAAGCAAGUUUCCAGCGUACAUAUGGCAGACUUGGAAGUACACUCCCGCCGAAGGCAAGUUCCAUUUCCGUGAGCAGGAAGCGUCAUGGACAAAUUUGCACCCGGGUUUUGUGCACGAGGUCAUCACGGAUGCUGUUGCGGCGCAAUUGUUGCGCGUUCUCUACGCCGCCGUCCCCGAAGUCCUCAAAGCCUACCAUGCGCUACCAGAACCCGUCCUCAAGGCCGACUUUUUCCGGUAUCUCAUUCUGUUCGCAAGAGGAGGAAUCUACUCAGACAUUGACACAAGCGCCCUGAAAAGCGCGUUGGAAUGGAUACCCGACUCAGUGCCAAAGGAAAGCGUUGGUCUCGUCGUCGGUAUCGAGGCUGAUCCUGACCGCCCUGAUUGGGCAGAGUGGUACAGCAGGCGCAUCCAGUUCUGCCAGUGGACGAUUCAAUCCAAGCCAGGCCACCCUGUGCUUCGGGACAUUAUCAUGCGCAUCACAAAGGAGACACUGAAAAGACAGGAGGAGGGCGUGUUCAUCACCAAGAAGAAGAGUAUUGUCGAAUUUACAGGACCGGCCGUAUUCACGGAUACAGUAUUUGACUACUUUAAUGACGAUCGCUUCUUUGAUAUGAGCCAAAGUCAGGGCAAUAUCACAUGGGCAAAUUUCACUGGAAUGGAGACCCCCAAGAAAGUUGGCGACGUCGUGGUCCUUCCAAUUACCAGUUUCUCGCCUGGUGUUCAACAAAUGGGAGCAAAGGAUAUCAAUGACCCUAUGGCCUUUGUACAUCACAGGUUUGAAGGAACCUGGAAGCCCGAGAACGAACGCCAUAUUGGCGGAAGCUAG
This is a messenger RNA of Pestalotiopsis fici W106-1, 1086 nucleotides long. RefSeq lists its product as uncharacterized. Gene Ontology annotation, molecular function: alpha-1,6-mannosyltransferase activity. Lineage: Eukaryota; Fungi; Ascomycota; Sordariomycetes; Amphisphaeriales; Sporocadaceae. Bases 1 to 1086 code for a protein of 361 amino acids. Gene Ontology annotation, cellular component: mannan polymerase complex. Gene Ontology annotation, biological process: protein N-linked glycosylation. The record is from RefSeq and is a predicted model, not a curated record. The transcript is spliced from 2 exons.